Messenger RNA from Porites evermanni, 7855 nucleotides. NCBI's taxonomy places the organism in Eukaryota, Metazoa, Cnidaria, Anthozoa, Scleractinia, Poritidae. The record is from the annotation of a GenBank genome assembly.
AUGAGCUAUACUUACCCUAGCCGUGUCGGGUGAGUAUGGUGAGAGUUCCAUCAAAUGCAUACCAUAGUGAUCAAGGUACGACCAUGUGAAGUUAGCUUUGUGAGGGGCUCCAUUUUCAGUAUGUAACUGGAUUUCGGACCGACUAAAUAUCUGUGCAGUUGACUGGAUACGGAAGAUAACCGUUGUAAAAACUGAAGUUAUGUAACUUGUGGAAGUGAAUGUAGCCCGUCGCGCGUUGCAUCGACAACAAAAGGCCCCUGAAGAUUGACGACAAUUGUGAACAUCAUCAUUCUUGCACGGAAUCUGUUUUCAGGACGUCUAGCGUAGUUCAUGAUCUUCGGUCAACCACACCGUGUUGGAACGUUUUCAUGUUGAAGAAAAGAAAUCCAACACUUGUCACCAGUAACAACAUAAAAACUCUUGUGGCCAUUUGGUUCAAGAUCUUGCAACCAUUUGAAGAAGACAUUCACCCUUUGUUCCCUUUCCUCUUUUCUCAACUGGUACGGAACCGGUCUUACACUCUUCAUGAACCGACCCGGCUGAUCAUGGACUUUGGAAUCUGUACUUCCUCAGCUUCCACCAAGAUCCAAGGCUGAGAAUCUAAGCCACUUAGUACAGAACUGUCAUUCAAAGAAGUCUGUGGUCUCCUAGUACGUGUAUCAUGUUCUACUUCUUCUCCAACAUCAGCAAAAUGCUGAAUCUAUCUGGCAACUUUGCAAAAAGACUUUACCAGGUCGUCUUAAACCUUGGCAAGCUCUUCUGGUGGACAGGCCUUGCCCGGAGACCUGUAUGCUCCUUUCUAAAGGUUUCAUGUCACAACCAAAUCAGCGACUGAAUGAAAGGUUAUGGCAAAUCCCACUGACGGGCUUUAUUUGAGAGCUAAAUUGGCAAAACAAUCAAAAAUAGAACUAUUGUUUUUUUGCAGACCGAGGACAGUCCCUGUCACGUGAAGGUCUAUUGGAGUUUUUUUUUAGGACAAACGCAGUACCUUUAUUUUUUAGUUAUUUUAAGACUCUUAAGUAUAGAACCGGCCCCGGGGAUCGAACCAACGACCUCCGCUCUACAAACUAGCGCUCUUCCGACUGAACUAUUCCUGCCGGGCAGAUUGUUAGCAAAGCUGAAAACGGCAAAUACGUAGUAGAAAAUCCUUUCAGGGAUAAUUUAACUAAAAAACAUGAAAAGUGCGCCUCGCGCCCUCCAGGUAGCUCCGCUCAAUGCUCGUUAAAUCUCCGUUGCUCCUGUACAGAUGUACAAAUGAGAAUCGGAGACUGGCAUCACUACGGUUCUUUGGUCCCUCCACAUUUCCCUAUUAUUCCCAUAAGCAUUACUUGAACGUUCCCUUUUGCAAUUACACUAUACGAUCUCGACAGGGUGGGAAGAUGAGCAGAUAAAGUGAUUAAGGGAAUGAGAGCUAACUGCCAACCAGAAUUUUUGCGUGCGUGUUUCACUUUGAUUUGUUUGCUCUCUUUUUAGGCAUGUCCUCCCGGAGGCACAAGUUUUCGUGAUUUGCAGUGUGGAAUUUAUAACGAUAGAAAUAUAUUCAUCAAUGGUCACAAAGCAAAAUGGCUGUCAUAUGUUCGAGGUAUAUGAACAUUCUCGUAAUUUAUAGUGGAAAUUUGAAUUGGUUUCAGCAAAGAGUAUAAUUAAAUAAAUAGAUUUUCACAUUAUGUCAGGCUGGUUAUGUCAUAUUGGUAUUUGAAGUUGAACUCUUUUCUUAUGUACACACUUUCGUUUCACUAAAUUUGCAUUGUAUCUUGUCACGUGAGUGAGAGCGCUCUAUACAAGCUAUUAUAGUAAUGUCCAGUAGGUAACGAGGUUUUUUAAUGAACAGAGAAGACUUAAUAGCAUAACUUCUUAAGCCAAAAAAAUCCCAAAUUAAAUAUCUUACUCGCUAUUGACUUAGGUAAUCGCCGGUAACAAUUCGCAUUUUUAAAAAGCAGCUGCUUGUAUACCAUGUGCACCAUUGAAAUUCUUCAAAAUGGAAUAAUAUCGUUUUAGCUACCAGUUCGGUGUAUUUUAUUUUCAGGUGACAAUCAGUGCUUGCUGUUCUGCUACCCUCAAGGAGGACAAUUGUUUUAUUAUUUUGGAAAAGCAAAGGAUGGGACUCAGUGCUCCAAAGAACCUCGCGGCGUAUGUAUACGUGGGCGAUGUAAGGUAAAAUGAAUUUUUCGUCUAAAAAUAAAAAGAGGACUAAUAUCACAGUGAUUCGAAGUACUGUAUAUGAUACGCUAUAAUGUUGAGGAUUUUUGCAUUCAGCCCAAAACAACAAAGCCAAACAAAAGAAUAAUUAUACUCCACGAUAAAAGGGAAGCAAUAAUCGAUUUUUCCUAAAUAGAUAAAAGGGAAAAGGGAGCGAGUUUUUCAAGUUUUAGUCAGCUUCCGUACGAACCUUUUCCUAACCGAAUUCAUGUUUUAAUCGAGUUAUAGCUUUUCUUGAUGACACUGCGCCUAUAUAGUUUAAGUAAUCUGCUUUGUUGCAUAUUUUCAUGGUUAAGGCAGUGGGAUGUGACAAUGUUCUUGAGUCAGGUGUCUACCUUGACAAGUGUCGCGUAUGUGGUGGGAAUUCCACAACGUGCGAGCCAGUCAGAGGAAGAAUAGAAAGAUCGCCGAAUCAUUUUGAAAAGAUGUCAGGUGAGAGGGUCACUGCUUUGUGGGUCGAACAUUAAGAGCUAAGCAUACAGAUAUAUAUUUCCUGUUUUAUUGUAGGGUUUUGUAUUCCUCCCGCUUUUUCUUGGUAUGAGUGGGAAUUAAGGCUUUCCUUAGCUAAGAGUUCUUUUUAUUGUGUAAGAUUCACAAUUUAAUAUCUGUUGAACAGGAAAUUACUUUUUACAAUGUGUAACUAUUAACAAAAUUUUCUUAUUAGGGUAUGCAGAGGUAAUGGUCAUUCCAAAAGGGUCAACGAGUGUGUUUCUUUCAGAUGAAACCUGGAAUUAUUUAGGUACUUAUAUGAUUUUUUACCCACAUAUUUUCCUGGCUGGAAAAACCGAAACCGACAAAACACAUAUUCAAGUAAAAUGCAAGUAAAAUUAAAGCUUGGGUGCUUUCCCUAAGACCAAGAAUUAAUAAUUAGGUUUCCACUGGUGGAUAACACUUCCGAUCUGACACAGUUCUUGGUUAGGGUAGGGUGGUACCGUCUAAUGCAAAUUGCUUCUUUUACCUCUUCCAAACGGAGCACUGUCCUGACAUAGAGUACUUUGUAUAUUUGUACUAAUCUCUAUGUACAAAUACUUAAUUCAUCUAUUGAGAUCGGGGUUCCCGAAUUAAAUUUCGGAUGAGCUUAUUCUUUACUCAUCCAUCUAUAACAUUCUGAAUUUCUUCAUUUCAGCUGUGAAGAGAAACAACGGUGAUUAUGUCUUCAAUGGCGAUCGGAUAGCAAGCUGGUCUGGUUUGUACAAAAUUGGUGACGUGGAUGUUCAGUACACGAAAUUUUCAAACAAUAUCAAAGAAAACAUCCAGAUACCAGGACCCACCGAAGAAGAUAUUUAUGUAAUGGUUAGUCGCUUAUAUUUUAAUUACUAAAAAGUUAGUAAUUAUUCUUGUAAACAACCUUGGCAAAAGAGAUCGUCAACAUUAGGUCUCUACUUCGUUUAACACCAGUGCAACCGUCGGCCUUGAAUGUGCCCCAGUGAUUUUAUUUUAUUUAUUUUUUCGAAUUUGUGAAGCACGUAAGGUUCCUUAGUGGACGUUCGAGUGGUUAUUAGGUAGAUUUAGCAAAGAUCAAACAAUGUCUAAUGAGAAUGUAAAAGUUCACACAAAAGACUGAACGCAACAUCCAUUUUUUAAUUUGCCACAUUGCUAUUGGCCAAUUCGAUUUUAGAUCUACGCGCGCCGUCACAACGUCGUGAGGGAAUUCUAACUUUACCCGAAAACACGCUUUGACUAACCUACGUCUACUGAGGGUAAACAAAGUCGAAAUAUAAAUAUUUGUUUUUAUAUAUUAGGCUUCCUAACGAAUACUUUAAAAGGUUUGACAGAAUUUUUAUUUGUACUGAUUUUUACUAUUAUGCUUCGUUUUAGUGUCUGCUUAUUACGGGAAAACUUAACAUAAGCUUUGAAUACUGGAUACCGAUAAAAGAUACAAAAGUUUUACAAGGCAAGUGGAAGGAUCUAAAGAAACGCAAAUUUCUCCACUGAGGAAGUGCUUUGAAUAAUGUUAACGGGGCUGUGAAAAUUUAUAUGAGUACCUCAAUUCGCAAUGCCUAUACAAUGGUCUUUCCCUUUCUGUACAAUAAAAUUAUAUUAGUAGGUUGGAAUGAUUGCAACUUAGAAAUCUUAUGGAGUAUUGGAGACCCUGUCUUUUUGGGAGCACAAAACUCAUUUAAUCCUUCUCGAGUGCUUGAGAGUGAACAUUGGUGACAUCAAAUUUUUAAAAAUGGUAAAAGUAUGAAGGGGACAAGUUAGUUUUGGCCGAUUUUUGUUUUCCUUUUUUGUUCCAGAAGCAGCUGAAGUCAAGACAUAUCUACUCAUGCUUAGCGUGCGUAUAUCGAGUUAUGGAUGCACGCGGGAAGUUUGGAGAGCACGAAAGAUGCGUAAGAGUUGCACGAGGCGAUAGACGAGUGCAACUCUAGCAGAGUAUAAUUAAAUAAAUAUAUUUUCACAUUAUGUCAGGCUGGCCAUAUUGGUAUUUGAAGUUUAACUCUUUUCUUAUGUACACACUUUCUUUUUCACUAAAAUUGCAUUGUAUCUUGCCACGUGAGUGAGAGCGCUCUAUACAAGCCAUCAUAGUAAUGUCCAGUAUUUGACAAGGUUUUUUAAUGAACCGAGAAGACUUAAUAGCACAUGUACAACUUCUAAAGCCAAAAAAAUCCCAAAUCAAAUAUCUUACUUGCUAUUUACUUAAGUAAUCGCCGGUAACAAUUCGCAUUUUUAAAAAGCAGCUGCUUGUAUACCAUGCGCAUUGAAAUUCUUCAAAAUUGAAUGAAAUCGUUUCAGCUACCAAUUCGGUGUAAUUUAUUUUCAGGUGACAAUCAGUGCUUGCUGUUCUGCUACCCUCAAGGAGGACAAUUAUUUUAUUAUUUUGGAAAAGCAAAGGAUGGGACUCAGUGCUCCAAAGAACCUCGCGGCGUAUGUAUACGUGGGCAAUGUAAGGUAAAAUGAAUUUUUCGUCUAAAAAUAAAAAAGGACUAAUAUCACAGUGAUUCGAAGUGCUGUAUAUGAUACGCAUUCAGCCCAAAACAACAAAGCCAAACAAAAGAAUUAUUAUACUCCACAUAGUAAAAGGAAAGCUGUGAUCGAUUUUUCCCAAAUAAAUAAAAGGGAAAAGGGACCGAGUUUUUCAAGUUUUAGUCACCUUCCAUACGAACCUUUUCCUAACCGAAUUCAUGUUUAAAUCUCUUUUAUGUUCUAGUUGAUUGCCAAUUCACUUGAGUCGAUUUGUUUUGAUACUUCAUCAGGAUGUUCGAGUCAUAGCUUUUCUUGAUGACACUGCGCCCAUAUAGUUUAAGUAAUCUGCUUUUUGCAUAUUUUCAUGGUUAAGCCAGUGGGAUGUGACAAUGUUCUCGAGUCAGGUGUCUACCCUGACAAGUGUCGCGUAUGUGGUGGGAAUUCCACGACGUGCGAGCCAGUCAGAGGAAGAAUAGAAAGAUCGCCGAAUCAUUUUGAAAAGAUGUCAGGUGAGAGGGUGACUGCUUUGUGGGUCGAACAUUAAGAGCUAAGCAUACAGAUAUAUAUUUCUUGUUUUAUUGUGGGGUUUUGUAUUCCUUGCGCUUUUUCUUGGUUUGAGUGUCAAUUAAGGCUUUCCUUAGCUAAGAGUUCUUUUUAUUGUGUAAGAUUCACAAUUUAAUAUCUGUUUAACAGGAAAUUACUUUGUACAAUGUGUAACUGUUAACAAAAUUUUCUCAUUAGGGUAUGCAGAGGUAAUGGUCAUUCCAAAAGGGUCAACGAGUGUGUUUCUUUCAGACGAAACCUGGAAUUAUUUAGGUACUUAUAUGAUCUUUCCCACAUAUUUUCCUGGCUGGAAAAACCGAAACCGACAAAACACAUAGUCAAGUAAAAUGCAUGUAAAAUUAAAGCUUAUAUUAGCUUGGGUACUUCCAUUAAGACCAAGAAUUGAUAAUUAGGUUUCCACUGGUGGAUAACACUUGCGAUCUGACACAGUUCUUAGUUAGGGUAGGGUGGUACCGUCUAAUGCAAAUUGCUUCUUUUUUAUAUAUACCCCUUCGAAACCGAGCGCUCUGUCCUGACAUAUAGUACUUUGUAUAUUUAUACUAAUCUCUAUGUACAAAUACUUAAUUCGUCUGUUGAGAUCGGGGUUCCCGAAUUAAAUUUCGGAUGAGCUUAUUCUUUACUCAUCCAUCUAUAACAUUCUGAAAUUCUUCAUUUCAGCUAUUAAGAGAAAAAAUGGUGAUUAUGUCUUCAAUGGCGAUCGGAUAGCAAGUUGGUCUGGUUUGUACAAAAUUGGUGACGUGGAUGUUCAGUACACGAAAUUUUCAAACAAUAUCAAAGAAACCAUCCAGAUACCAGGACCCACCGAAGAAGAUAUUUAUGUAAUGGUUAGUCGCUCUUAACUUCUAUACAGCAUAAGUAACAUUUCUUUUUCCAUCUCAGUUGGUAUUUCUGGUAACGCAGAUUUGCCCGAAAAAGUUAGUAAUUAUUCUUGUAAACAACCUUGGCAAAACAGAUCGUCAACAUUAGGUCUCUACCUCGUUUAACACCAGUGCAACCGUCGGCCUUGAAUGUACCCCAGUGAUUUUAUUUUAUUUAUUUUUUCAAAUUUGUGAAGCACGUAAGGUUCCUUAGUGGACGUUGGAGUGUUUAUUAGGUAGAUUUAGCAAAGAUCACACAAUGUCUAAUGAGAAUGUAAAAGUUCACACAAAAGACUGAAUGCAACAUCCAUUUUUUAAUUUGCCACAUUGCUAUUGGCCAAUUCAAUUUUAGAUCUACGCGCGCCGUCACAACGUCGUGAGGGAAUUUUAACUUUACCCGAAAACACGGUUUGACUAACCCACGUCUACUGAGGGUAAACCAAAUCGAAAUAUAAAUAUUUGUUUUUAUAUAUUAGGCUUCCUAAUGAAUACUUUAAAAGCUUUGGCAGAAUUUUUCUUUGUACUGAUUUUUACUAUUAUGCUUCGUUUUAGUGUCUGCUUAUUACGGGAAAACUUAACAUAAGCUUUGAAUACUGGAUACCGAUAAAACAUACAAAAGUUUUACAAGGCAAGUGGAAGGAUCUAAAGAAACGCAAAUUUCUCCUCUGAGGAAGUGCUUUGAAUAAUGUUAACGGGGCUGUGAAAAUUUAUAUGAGUACCUCAAUUCGCAGUGCUUAUACAAUGGUCUUUCGCUUUCUGUACAAUAAAAUUAUAUUAGUAGGUUGGAAUGAUUGCAACUUAGAAAUCUUAUGGAGUAUUGGACAUUUAAUCCUUCUUGAGUGCUUGAGAGUGAACAUUGGUGACAUCAAAUUUUUAAAAAUGGUAAAAGUAUGAAGGGGACAAGUUAGUUUUGGCCGAUUUUUGUUUUCCUUUUUUGUUCCAGAAGCAGCUGAAGUCAAGACAUAUCUAAGACAUAUCUUCAGGGCAACCGCUUAGACUUACUGAUAGAGUGGGGCAGGUGGACAGCUUGUUCUGCCACAUGCGGAGGUGGAAUCAAAGUGCGGGCUCGAAAGCGCGGCAACGGAGACGUUUCGUCCUUCCUAGGUGGAGAGACAGACGUUCAGCGAUGCGGUGAUAUGCCAUGUGAUGAGAUGAUGUCUGAAUGGUCGGAAUGGGGUCCGUGGGAUGAUUGUAGUGCGUCGUGCGGAGGUGGAGCAAGGAUGAGGUUUCGUUAUUGCAAAACGCCUAACCAGUCUACUGACAGAUCUAGCUGUCUCGGUGAUAGAUACGCAGUGGAGCUCUGCAACGCACAGGAGUGCCCUACAGAAGGU